Aspergillus vadensis CBS 113365 is the source of this 730-nucleotide messenger RNA. RefSeq names its product AP-2 complex subunit sigma. The transcript has 5 exons. Gene Ontology annotation, biological process: protein transport; clathrin-dependent endocytosis. Gene Ontology annotation, cellular component: AP-2 adaptor complex; intracellular membrane-bounded organelle. Lineage: Eukaryota; Fungi; Ascomycota; Eurotiomycetes; Eurotiales; Aspergillaceae. Gene Ontology annotation, molecular function: clathrin-cargo adaptor activity. The record is from RefSeq and is a predicted model, not a curated record. Bases 34 to 471 code for a protein of 145 amino acids.
UUGGUCUCCUCCCUUGCAAUUACUACUUACGGGAUGGUUCUCUCAUUUAUUCUGGUGCAAAAUCGCCAGGGGAAGACGCGGCUCGCGAAAUGGUAUGCGCCGUAUAGCGAUGAAGAAAAAGUCAAGCUAAAGGGCGAGGUCCAUCGCCUGGUCGCCCCGCGAGACCAGAAAUACCAGUCCAAUUUCGUCGAGUUCAAGAGGAGUACCAAGGUCGUCUACCGGAGAUAUGCGGGGUUAUUCUUCUGCGCCUGCGUCGAUGCAACCGACAACGAACUGGCCUACCUCGAAGCGAUCCAUUUCUUUGUCGAGGUGUUGGAUCAGUUCUUUGGCAACGUCUGUGAGCUGGACUUGGUGUUCAACUUCUACAAGGUAUACGCUAUUCUGGACGAGGUGUUCCUUGCAGGAGAGAUUGAAGAAACAAGCAAGCAAGUUGUUUUGACAAGGUUGGAACACUUGGAUAAGCUGGAAUGAGGGACAUAAUAUUGGGGGGUUAUAGCAAGAAGGGAGAAGUAUAAAGAUCGCUACAUGGCGAUACAAUUGCAUAUAUGACCACGGGAUAUGGUCAAGAGGAGUUAGGGGUUCAUUAGGCUGAUAUCAAGUCUGGGCGUGUUUCUUUAUAUAUCAUUAUUGCAUGCGGUUGUUUCCAAUGUUGUAUGUGGUUGGCGACUGUUAAUACCCUUUCUGGAUUACCUGCAUCCCUACUGUCCAAUCGAGUAGAUUCCAUUCAAAU